This is a messenger RNA of Staurois parvus, 335 nucleotides long. The record is from the annotation of a GenBank genome assembly. NCBI's taxonomy places the organism in Eukaryota, Metazoa, Chordata, Amphibia, Anura, Ranidae.
CUCAUGGGGCCCCCUACUGACCCUGGGCCCUCAGGCAGUGCCUGAGUUUCCAAAUGGUCAGUCCGCCCCUGCUUGUAGUCAAUCUCCAUGAAUGGAUGAUACACCUGUGCAGCCAGAGCCACACGCACCUGCAGCAGAACCAGAUUCAUGGAAGCCUAUCCUGCUAAUACUGCAAUCUUCUACUCUUCCAACCAGUACAUCCCCCAGUUACUAUCUUUUGUACCACUAGCCCCUCCCUCCAAGAUUGUAAGCUCCCAGGAUCAGGGCCCUCCUAUCCCUCUUGUAUUGAACUGUAUUGUUGCUGUAUUGUCUCCCCUUAUAUUGUAAAGUGCUGA